CACAUAUGCGCGCGGCCCGAAGCAGGAAGUUAGUCUUUUCCACUUCCUCUCCUCGGUCCAGUUUAGGAUUCCUGCCGCCGAAGUAGAUGGCGUCUGUGGUAAUCCUUGCUACUGUGUACAGUUCAGCUUUCCAAAAGGUUUGGGAUACCUGACCAUUAUGACAUCAAGAAACCUCUGGUAUAUGAGAAGUAACUUUUUCUUUGGUUCAAGAUGUUGGAUGAUUCGCUAUUCAGCAGAAAUCCACAAAUCAGUUUCAUUUAGGCUUUUUGGUGUGACAUGUAAUAAUGGAGACAAUGAGCCUUUGGAGAAUGAGGACCUAUUGAACAACUUACUUACUAUGGGAGUUGAUAUUGACAUGGCAAAGAAACGACAGCCUGGAGUUUUUAAUAGAAUGGUUACGAAUGAGCAGGACCUAAAGAUGUUCCUUUUGUCCAAAGGAGCUAGCAAAGAAGUGAUUGCUAGCAUCAUAUCAAGAUAUCCACGAGCUAUAACACGCACUUCUGAAAGUCUUUCAAAACGGUGGGAUCUGUGGAGAAAGAUUAUGACAUCAGACCUUGAAAUUGUAAAUAUUUUGGAACGUUCUCCUGAAUCCUUUUUUCGGUCCAAUAACAAUAUAAAUUUAGAAAAUAAUAUAAAGUUCCUCUACUCAGUUGGAUUGUCCCAGAAAUGCCUGUGUCGAUUAUUAGCCAAUGCCCCUCGCACCUUUUCCAAUAGUCUUGAUUUGAAUAAACAGAUGAUUGAAGUUUUGCAGGAAGUCUGUUUGUUCUUGGGUCACAAUGAUCCCACAGAUUUUGUCAGGAAGAUAAUUUCUAAAAAUCCUUUCAUCUUAAUUCAGAGCACCAAACGGGUGAAAGCUAACAUUGAAUUUUUACAGUCAACUUUCAACUUGAACAAGGAAGAACUGCUGCAACUGCUAUGUGGUCCAGGAGCUGGAAUUCUAGACCUUUCUACAGAAUGUGCCAAAAGAAAUUAUACAAAUAUCAAAGAGAAGCUGUUUUCUCUUGGAUGUACUGAAGAAGAGGUACAGAAAUUUGUCUUAAGCUACCCGGAUAUGAUGUUGUUGGCAGAUAAAAAGUUUAAUGAUAAAAUAGACUGCCUCAUAGAAGAAAAAAUUAGUAUUUUACAAAUAAUUGAAAGUCCUCGGGUUCUGGAUUCAAGCAUAAGUAUUUUAAAAAGUCGAAUCAAAGAAUUGGUACAUGCUGGCUAUAACUUGAAUGUCUCUAACAUUGCUCUUCUAUCUUGGAGUCAAAAAAGAUUUGAAGCUAAACUGGAAAAAAUUAAACAGUAGAACAGUGCCUGGGGAGUUAAAAAAAAAAAAAAGUCUUGGGGCUGGGGUCAUGGCUCAGUGGUAGAGUGCUUGCCUAGCAUGUGUGAAUCGCUGUGUUCGAUCCUCAUACCACAUAAAAUAAAUAAAUAAGGUAUUGUGUCCAUCUACAACUGAAAAAAUAUUUGUUAAAAAAUUCUUAUAAUGUAUUUAUAUAAUUUAAUUUUGAAUUUGAUUUCUUCACCACAAACAUAUAUGUAAUAAUCCUUUGGGUAUUUUAUUUUAAAAGUUCAUAAGAACUCAAUAUUGGCAUGCUUAAGUGUAGUCUUCCUAACUACUACUGUAUUUUGAAUUAAUGGCUGCUAUAUAGUAAUGGUAGUUCCUGAAUGCCAUGUAAAACAAAUGCAGAAAAUAAGCUUUUGUGGUUUCUGUUUGGAUUGAAAAAUCAACAGAUUUGGGCUGGAGAUAGAGCUCAGUGGUAGAGUGCUUGCCUAGAAUUCAUAAGGUCACGUCCAACACUGAUCCCCAGCAUAGAAAAAAGAAAUUGACAUUCAUUCAAAUAGUUUUCUUCCCUCAUGGUUUUGAAUGGCAAGCUAUUUCUUCUGUUAUUCCAGUGCAAUUAAUUAUGAUUCAUCAGUAAAAGUCUGACAGAAUAGAAAGGAGGGAUUUUCUCGGUUCCAAAUUCCAUAUUUUCUGUUCAAACCAUUAGUGUGUCUCCCAACCUAGGAUUUACCAUGAGUUUGUCCUGACAAGGGCAACUAUGGUAGAUAGAAGAAUAAUGGCCACCUAAAGGUCCCCAGAAACCAUGAGUAUGUUAUAGUGCAAUGGGUUUUGUAGAUGUGAUUAAGUUAAAUAUGAUUAAGUUAAGGGUCUUGAGAUGGGGAGGUUAUCUUGAUUAAUUGGGAUGGGCUCAGUGGAAUCACAGGAUCCCAAAAAGUGGAAAAGAGAGGCAAAUAGGAGGUCAGAGUGGUGGAAUGUAGAAACACUUGACCACUUUUGCUGGCUUUGAAGGAGGAAGAAGCCAUGAGGCAAGGAAUGCAGGUGGCCUAUAAAAAAUGGAAAAGGCAAGGAAACGGGUUCUGCCCUGGGGCCCCUAGAAAGAAGUGCAGGGCUGCUGGCACCUUGAUAUUAGCCCAGGGAGAGCAGUAUCAAACUUCUGAUGUGCAGAACCAUCAGAAUAAAUUUGUGUUGUUUUAAAGCAGUGAGUUUUUGAUAACUUGUUACAGCAGCAAAUAGGUUAAUAACUGAUUAGUUGUAUUUAAAGGAGGAUGUCACAAAAUGUGGUCUUUUUAUCAUUUCUUUAUGUCUUCCUCUUAUAAGAGUAAAUUAUAUGAAAAUUUACUUCUCUGGAAUUUCUAAUGUUAGUGUUUAUGACAUCUAAAUGUGUUGAUAAAAAGCUAAGUGUAAAUAUCUAAAUAAAGGAAUAUUUUUGCCUAA
Molecule: messenger RNA, 2701 nt
Organism: Marmota monax (woodchuck)
Lineage: Eukaryota; Metazoa; Chordata; Mammalia; Rodentia; Sciuridae
Gene: Mterf1
Product: mitochondrial transcription termination factor 1
Exons: 2
Coding region: 158-1288 (376 amino acids)
Biological process (GO): regulation of DNA-templated transcription; termination of mitochondrial transcription
Cellular component (GO): mitochondrial matrix
Molecular function (GO): double-stranded DNA binding
Source: RefSeq, a predicted model, not a curated record